This is a messenger RNA of Closterium sp. Naga37s-1, 270 nucleotides long. NCBI's taxonomy places the organism in Eukaryota, Viridiplantae, Streptophyta, Zygnematophyceae, Desmidiales, Closteriaceae. The record is from the annotation of a GenBank genome assembly.
AUGGAAUCAAAUGGCAUUUAUUCCAAGAAUGUGUUGGUGCUUCACACCAGGCGAUCCUGCCUAUUGCACUUUAGGAAAACGGACUCCCUCCGGGGUUAUUGCCACUUCAACAGGUCGUGCAGAGCACAAACACGAGGACUGGGCCCUUUCACGUCAAACUUAGUCACAGCGUGGAAAGAAACAUUCACGGAAACCUUGUCCGCUAUUCUUCUGAAGUCAGAGGAACCAUUUGUCGCGGAAAAAUCACAAAUCUCAAGGGAGUUCACGUGA